AUGUGCAAAUUGUUUUUCUCUACAGUAAAAAAUAUAUCUUUAGAUAGAUAUAAAUAUACGAAGAGCUAUUCUUCGUCCACAAAACAGGCCCAAGGCGCUUCUACAUAUGCAGUGCUAUCAAUUAUGCUUUUUACAUUGCUCUGCGUGCGUGCCAUAAUUACUCCAGAUAUUAUCUCAGAUAUGAGAGAUUACAAAGUUAAUAAUUUGAAAGAAGGCCCAUUCAGAAUAAACCCUUAUGGAGCAUUGAAUAUGAUGCAUGGCUACGUGUACACCAAGAUGGGGCUUAUGCACAAUAAGCGGUUCUUUUCGCCGGAAAUAUCCAUAAACUAUAGAAUGUCCUUUAUUCUAGAAGAUGACAAGCAAAAAAUUAAAAAUAUCAUACAAGAGUAUGGGAAAGAUACAGUGCACGAAACAUAUAGUAUGUCUGAAUACAGCAAAGAGUACCAUAGCGCGCUAAUUAAACUAUUUCCCUCCUGUGACGGAUACUUAACCAUAGAAACAAGCAAAGAGGAUUCAUUCUUUAUGUUCAUUAAUAGUGCAGCUGCAAGACCUCACGCGCACAAAAUUCUUGCUUCUCUGCUUCUUCUUUCUGAGGGAAUUGAUGUGCCCAUAAAAUUGGAAAAAACGAAAGACCGUAUAGUACUAAGUCUGCAAAAGGCUAACCAAAACAUGGUACAUUUUAAUAUUGCCAUGCAUGGCCCAGAUCCAUCGUUGAAAUAUGCAGAUGUUGGCCACCAUAAGGGCUACUGGGAGGCCAUGGAAGUUAUUGAGUUUUUCAUAAAAAGCAAAAAUAAUCCUGUGCACAAGAAAAAGGGAUACACUCUGCCAAAAACAUACAAGGAGUUCAAAACAGGAAAAUUCUUGGACAGCACAGAGUUUCUUAUACAGUCGUACAUAUAUGAAUGCAUCACAACGCGUGAAGAGCUGUGUCUCUUUGCACAAACAGUGCACGACCUUCUGUGGGAGCAUAUAGAAACGUCUUCUGUACCAAAGCGCCUGCUGAACAAAAAGCACAUCUCUGCAGUAAAUCUUUUCUACAGUUAUUUCACUGAUUCAGAAGACACCAAAUGUGAUAGAACUCUCUUAUUUACCCUCUUGAGCGCAGACAAUUUAAAUAAUAGAGAAAUAACAUUUUCAUUGGAGCUUGAAUCAUCUUCUCACACAAUUGAGAAACCAAAGUUCCACAUGAGAGAGAUAAAAUCUAUAAAGGUCAUUUCAGCAAAUCUAAGAGAUUUGUAUAUAUCAGAUAGAACAUUCGUAACCAUAGACUUUAGUGGAAUACAAUCCACAGCAAAGUUUAUCAACUGUGUUGAAACCUCCUUGCUUUUCAUGUUUUGCGCCUUUACAUACAACUACAACACGCAGAUGUAUAUGCCUGAGAAUAUACCACAUGUGUCGGAGAACCUAAAGAAGUUCUUCUCCAAGUACAGGCGUGUUUUUCAAAGAGUUACCCGCAGCAUGCACGAUGAAUGGAACAAAGUUGUGGCAGAUUUAGACAAUGAGGAUAUCUACUAUAGACGAACAAAUCUAAACCACGUGGACAAUGGGCUGUUGAAUAUUCUCUGCGUGAUUUCCGAAAUUGCAGGAAUAUAUAGUGAAGAAAAAGAGAAAAUUGAUGAAAUAAGAGAAUUGAUUCUAAAUGAGGGAGCAAUGCUGUCACAUGAUAUACUUGGCCUUGUAAGCACGUGUAUUGCCAGCAUGAUGAAUAAAAUCUUUCAUAACCGGAGGCCAUGCGAGGUUGAUGUGAUUUAUUUAAAGAAACUAAAAGUAUCUGAUAGAAUAGAGCUAAUUGGAGAAAUUAGAAUAAGGUGUUGUUUAUCACCCGAUGAAUCAGUUGAUAUUUAUCUGAAUUCUAAACAGAAUGACACAAAUGUAAAACUUGUGCCUUUACGGAAUUCUGAAAUCUACCAUAAUAAUCAUAUACAGUAUUGUCUAAUUAUGAAACACCAAAUCAAGAGGCCACAGAGUUUUAUUGCAUUUCUGCUUGAAAGCUACCUGGACUAUACAGAAACUAUCCACUUAUUAGAAACAUCCGGUAUGGAAGUGUAUGAUAUUGCUUCAAAAGCUCUAAAGGAAGAAAAAGGUGAGGUUUUAAGCAUGAACCGAUUCUUUCUUUCUCGAAAGAUCUUUGGCGACGUCUACAAAUCACAUAUAAUCUACUACUUCUUUAUAAAGGCUAUCGAAAUGGAUCUUCCUAAAGACAGCUGCAUAGUGCGCUUUGUUUCUAAUGUUCUUGGAACAGGAUCCUUCAAAACUUCCUUACUGAAAAAGGAUAUUUUUAGGCUGCUUUUUUCCUUCAAAAACAAUAUUGACUACUUUCCGAAUGUGUUUAUUGACUUUAAUAAUGUCAGUUUUGAUGCAUUCUUUCAUCCUUCUAUCCUCCAAAUAUUGAAGCAUCUUGCUCACAUAGAUGCACCUGAGAUUAUUUACAAUGUGUUAUGCAGGCAUUUGGAAAUGUGCAAUUCUAACGAAAUCGAAUCUAUAAGCUAUCUCUUCUGGAUAGCUGAUAUGGAAAGCGCGAAAUAUAUUCUUUGGCAUCUUACCAAAAAAGGCAGUGAUGCCUCUUAUAUCGACUCGCUAGUAAAAAACAUAAAGAGUCUUAGCAAAUCUAAUUCUCAGAAUGUUUUAGAUACAGCUAUUAAUACAUUGUUGAUAUCAAUUAUUACAAUAACCUGCACUGAUGUCAUUGAGUUUGACUAUAUUAUAAAAAAGUGCUGUGACUUACUUAUUCUCUAUACAGACAGAUACUUUCCAAUUAGAAUUAAGCCCGAAUAUGCGCUGAUUAGACAUUCAAUGAAUACUCUUAUUGAAAUAAAGAGUGACUUGAAAGAUAACCGAAGGCAUAUUAAAAAACUUAAAAAGAAUAUGAGUGCUGUAAUAGAGCGAUAUAAGAGUACUCUAUCAGAAUACACAAUCGAAGAAGCAUCGCGAAACUCGUUAUUUAAUGCUUAUUAUCUGCCUGGAAGUGUGUGA
Nematocida ausubeli is the source of this 2973-nucleotide messenger RNA. RefSeq lists its product as uncharacterized. Lineage: Eukaryota; Fungi; Microsporidia. The transcript has a single exon. The coding region runs from base 1 to 2973 and encodes 990 amino acids. The record is from RefSeq and is a predicted model, not a curated record.